AUGGCAAUCAAUAACUUAGUCCUCAUUGUUGAGGAGAAGGCGAUGAGAAAGAGCCUGGAGUGCUUCUCAGAGCAGCAGCGUUCGGCAGCUUCCAGUGAGAGCAGCUCUCUGUUCUCUGCCUCUUUCUUUCCGUUCCCAGCGCUUCUUGGCAGGCGCAGACGGCAGGAAUGGACCAGCAUGUCCUCCAUGGUGAUGUGUGCGGACCACCCCGGGCUGACCUUCACUCUGGCUCUGGUCAGGACGGAGCCCACCUACAACCAGCCCAUGCAGCAGUGGAGCUUCGUCUCAGACUUUGCUGUCAGAGAUUACUCCGGGACCUACACUGUGAAGUUGAUCUCCUGCAUGGCAUCACCCAACGGGGAGUUCAGUGUUCCUCCUGUCUGCCAUCCCAGAGAGCCUCUAACGUUUGACAUGGACAUCCGCUUCCAGCAGGUUAGUGACCCAGUGGCAGCAGAGUUCAGUCUCAACACUCAGAUGUUCCUGCUGUCCAAGAAGGAGCUGUGGCUGUCUGACGGCUCCAUGGGCUUCGGAGAGGGGACUGAUACUGCUUUUUUAGACGGCUCCAUGAUCUACGGCCGUGUGAUGGUGGAUCCGGUCCAGAACCUGGGCGACUCGUUCUCCUGCGGCAUCGAGAAAGUCUUCCUCUGCACCGGAGCAGAUGGAUACGUUCCCAAAUACAACCCCACCAACAAGGAGUUCGGCUGCCUGGCAGACGCCCCCUCUCUGCUCUACAGAUUCAAGAUCCUGGACAAGGCCCAGCCAGAGACUCAGGCUUCAGUGUUUGGUGACGUUUCCUUCAAGGCCACGCUGGCUCUGGACACACCCGGAGGUCUGCCUUUAGCAAGACAGCCAGGAUCAGACGGCUUCACACUCUCCUCGUCUCCACUCUUCCAGGUUGCUGCUGGUAGAGAAUGGUUCAUCCACACCAUCUACACCGUGCGCUCCAAAGAAAACGCCCGCCGCAACAUAGGCAAGCGCAGCGUGGAGUAUCUGCACCACAGCAUCUCCUCGGUGGAGCAGCCCGACACCUCCGUGCUGCUCUCAGACCGCCACCGCCGCGCUGCCCCCACCUUCUCUAACGCCGCCGUUGCCGUCCAGGACAUCGGCAUCGAAAACAACCGAGGCACCAACAUCCAGCACAUCUCUCUGGACCGAGCCGACCGCAUGGUGGUCAGCCAGCGCCAGCCCUGGUCCCCCAACAACCGAGACCCCCUGCUGGAGCGCCCCCUGCUGGAGAGCUCGGGCAGAGAGCUGGCCGACUCCUCCACCCUGCCCAUGCUGGUGGGCAUCGCCGGGCUGAUCCUCCUCAUCUGCCUCAUCGCCACCGCCGUCAUCCUGCUGCUGCGGCGCAAGAAGAAGGAGAAGAAGGCCCAGUUCCCCCCCUACACCACCUCCUCUUCCUCGGCCUACAGCUCAGGCACAGGGGGAAUGUGGAGCAGCGCAGACAACUCUGAGGUCUAGAUCCCUCCACCUCAAACGCCUGCCCCCUCUUAAAAAGACUGAUAGUCUCCUCCACCAUUGUGCCUUUAAAGCCCGACUCUUGUAGCACUGAAUCGAGCCCAGAACAGUGUCAGUGCUCGGGGGGGCCUGCAUGCAGAGAACGCGCCAGAGGGAGGGGUCUUGUUGACCUCUGACGAUGGCUAGUUCUUGCUGUAGUGAGAUAUAGGUUUGUGCAGCCUAUUUUGAAUCAUGGAUGUACAAAGAAGCCCCUCACACUUAUUCACGUGCUUCUUUGGUUGUCAAGUUGUAAAAUAUCCCGCUUCAUGCAGCAUUUGCAAAUGCCUAGAAAUCCUUAUUGAGUAGAUGCAAUUAUAUACAAGAGUUAAAAGGCUAAGUUGCUUCAAAUUGUCUAUGUUCCUCCUUAAAAGAUAAUACUUUAUCACGUUUUUUUUAUUGGCGUUAUUUUAUUUUGUGGAGAGUAAAGCAAAAUGGAUUGAAUGUUAGUUGAAGCUGACCUUAUGAAUGAGAAUGUGAUAAAUGAUUUGUAAUAUUUAACUGUAGGGCUUAAAGAGCCUGCAGUAUAUCUGCCCACCGCUUAGUAACAAUGCCGAUGUUGUGUCAUUGAAAGGGAUUGUACAUUGUAGUCUUGAGAAUGCAGAAUUAUUAUAUUUUUCUUUUUUUGUUUAAAUAACUAUUCUUUUCAGGUCAAUGUGGCUGAAAUCAGAUUCAAAACUAUCUGUGUACAUAUCAAUGUAGGACAAUGAAAACGGUAUUACUACACCCUGGUGAAACUUGAAAAAAUAUGAACUGUCUUUCUGGUUUGUCAAUCAAGUCCUGAAAAAAAAAAAGUGCAUUAUAAAACUGUUCUUCUACAGCUGAUAGUAUAUUUUAUUGUGCCAUUUGUUAGUAGACUUUUAUGGCUUAUUAAUUGUGACAAUUUCAAAAGUUUGGAUGUAUGUACACUUCAUCGGCCAAAUAUAAAAUGUCCUUUUUUUGAAUCAGUGUCUUAUUUAUCACACACGUAUUUAAAAAAAAAAAAAAAAGGUUUAUUUGUGACUUUAAAAUACAUUUUCCACUUCACAUAGGAAGAUAAAAGAACAAAUGUUUUCUUUAAAAUGGUACAUAUUGUUUUGAGCAAUGGAAUGUGGUACAACCAACAGGCAUAAAUACAUUUAUUUCAAUGAAGUACUAGAAAAAA
Molecule: messenger RNA, 2638 nt
Organism: Notothenia coriiceps (black rockcod)
Lineage: Eukaryota; Metazoa; Chordata; Actinopteri; Perciformes; Nototheniidae
Product: FRAS1-related extracellular matrix protein 2-like
Exons: 7
Coding region: 1-1461 (486 amino acids)
Source: RefSeq, a predicted model, not a curated record